Molecule: messenger RNA, 1697 nt
Organism: Tripterygium wilfordii
Lineage: Eukaryota; Viridiplantae; Streptophyta; Magnoliopsida; Celastrales; Celastraceae
Product: stearoyl-[acyl-carrier-protein] 9-desaturase, chloroplastic
Exons: 3
Coding region: 110-1300 (396 amino acids)
Biological process (GO): fatty acid biosynthetic process; defense response
Cellular component (GO): chloroplast stroma
Molecular function (GO): stearoyl-CoA 9-desaturase activity; stearoyl-[ACP] desaturase activity
Source: RefSeq, a predicted model, not a curated record
CCCACUCUCUCUCUCUCUGUUUGCUUGCUUUAUAUUUGUCGCGCUCUGCUCUUCAGUUCUGUGGAGGAAACUCAAAACUGUACCCAUAAAACGAUCGGUAUACAAAGCCAUGGCUCUUAAGCCUAAUCUAUUCCAUACUCAAGCCCAAAAGCUUCCUUCUUUUGCUCGCCCACCAGUGACCAGUCUCAGAUCUCCCAAGUUCUUCAUGGCCUCAACUCUCAGCUCUGGCUCCAAGGAGGUAGAAAACCUCAAGAAGCCUUUUAUGCCUCCUCGAGAGGUGCACCUUCAAGUUACACACUCUAUGCCUCCCCAAAAGAUUGAGAUAUUUAAGUCCUUGGAGGAUUGGGCUGACCAGAACAUCCUAGUUCACCUGAAACCAGUUGAGAAGUGUUGGCAACCUCAAGAUUUUCUGCCUGAUCCUGCAUCUGAUGGCUUUUAUGAACAAGUCAAGGAAUUAAGGGAAAGGGCCAAAGAGAUUCCAGAUGAUUACUUUGUUGUUUUGGUUGGAGAUAUGGUCACGGAAGAAGCUCUUCCAACAUAUCAAACAAUGCUGAACACAUUAGAUGGGGUUCGGGAUGAAACAGGUGCAAGCCCAACUUCUUGGGCAAUUUGGACAAGGGCAUGGACAGCUGAAGAGAAUAGGCAUGGAGACCUUCUCAACAAGUAUCUCUACCUGUGUGGGCGGGUAGACAUGAAGCAAAUUGAGAAGACAAUUCAGUAUUUAAUCGGGUCAGGAAUGGAUCCCCGCACAGAGAACAAUCCCUAUCUUGGUUUCAUCUAUACUUCGUUCCAAGAGAGGGCAACCUUCAUCUCGCAUGGGAACACUGCAAGGCAUGCCAAAGAGCAUGGUGAUCUGAAGUUGGCUCAAAUGUGUGGUAUAAUUGCCGCUGAUGAGAAGCGCCAUGAGACAGCCUACACCAAAAUAGUGGAAAAGCUAUUUGAGAUUGAUCCAGAUGGAACUGUCUUGGCUUUUGCUGACAUGAUGAGAAAGAAAAUCUCUAUGCCUGCCCAUCUGAUGUACGAUGGUCAUGAUGACAAUCUCUUUGAACACUUCUCAGCUGUUGCACAACGGCUCGGGGUGUACACUGCCAGAGACUAUGCAGAUAUAAUGGAGUUCUUGGUGGGCAGAUGGAAGGUGGAGGACUUAACUGGACUUUCUGGUGAGGGACGAAAGGCUCAGGAAUACAUUUGUGGAUUACCUCCAAGAAUUAGACGGCUGGAGGAGAGAGCUCAAGGGCGGGCCAAGGAAGGACCCUCCAUCCCUUUCAGUUGGCUAUUUGAUAGACAAGUGAAGCUGUAAGCACAAUGUUGGAGGAGAAAUGGUCAAUCAACUAUGUUGCAAGUCCCUUGUUUCGGAAUGUUUCCCGAAAUCUAAUUUGAGUUACUAUUCACUAGCUUUUUUUAGUUUAGUGUGUGCUAUGAGAUGGGGUGUGUGCCCCUUUUGGUUGCCUGUAGAUGCAAAUUGUGUUGGGUCAGUUAAAAUUGCAUGUAAGGGUCAGCUGUAGUUUGAAUGUUUUGUGCUUCUGUCAGUCAAACAGUCACCAGUUACUGGUUUGUGUUAUGUCAGUGUUAGCAAACGGUCCUUUUGGCAAUUUUGUCGCAAAAUUAUGUCAAUUUCUGCCAGUUGUUGUUGACAAAGUAUUUUGUUUCUGUGCACAUUGGCCCUCUCUUCAAUGGAUUGUGUAUAUGUUAUGUAA